Callorhinus ursinus (northern fur seal) is the source of this 3365-nucleotide messenger RNA. RefSeq names its product interferon-induced protein with tetratricopeptide repeats 2-like. Gene Ontology annotation, biological process: defense response to virus. Gene Ontology annotation, molecular function: protein binding. Gene Ontology annotation, cellular component: cytosol. The record is from RefSeq and is a predicted model, not a curated record. Lineage: Eukaryota; Metazoa; Chordata; Mammalia; Carnivora; Otariidae.
UCCAAGGUUUCUGCGUGGCCCAGAGACUUUUUUGAAGGGGUUUAGGGCAGUGAAUUCGUUAAGGGAGUGCAGUGGUCUGUAAUAUUUCUUGAUUCCGUGCAGACUCUAUAGUGCCGGCUAUGGAUGUUACUGUGGUGCUCAGAAGUUGUGCAAGAGAUCUGGUUCCUUGGUGCCCAGCAGGUGGUGCAGGAGAGUUUGGUGAGGUGCAGAAGUGCUCCGCUCCUUCUAUCAAGAAUGCACGAUCUAUGGAUAUGGGAAGAAAGAUUUAGUUAAUCAAUCACGUGGGCUUAAAGACUACUAGGUUGGCCAGGGGGCCGAGGCGGCUUCCAGCUCAGGGAGACUUCUGAGCAGCAAAUCAGCCUUCCAGGACACUGCAGGACAGCUGGGCAGCCCUCAGCCUACGACCAUGAGUGAAAUCACCAAACAUUCCCUGGAAAAUAUCUUACUGCAACUGAAAUGCCAUUUCACCUGGAACUUACAUGAUGAAGAAAGUUCCUUAGAUGAUCUGGAGAACAGAGUGCGUGACCAGGCACGGUUUCUAAACAAAGAAUUCAAAGCAAUCAUGUACAAUCUGUUUGCCUAUGUUAAACACCUCCGAGGCCAGAACAAGGCGGCUCUGGAAUAUUUACAGCAAGCAGAAGAGUUCAUCCUGCAUGGACAGGCCCGCCAAGGCAAAAUCCGAAGUCUGGUCACCUGGGGAAACUAUGCCUGGGUCUAUUAUCACAUGGGCAGGCUUCCAGAGGCACAGGCUUACGUUGACAAGGUAGGACAUCUUUGCAAGAAGUUUGCAAGCUCCUACAGAAUUGAAUGCCCUGAGAUUGACUGUGAAAAGGGAUGGGCACUUUUAAAAUGGGGAGAAAAGUAUUAUGAACGGGCUAAGGAGUGUUUUGAGAAGGCUUUGCAAAAGAAACCCACCAAUCCAGAAUUCUCCCUGGGACUGGCUAUCACACUCUACCGUCUGGGUGACAAAGCACCAACAGAGAACACCAUUUGCCUGCUGAGGCGGGCCAUCCGACUGAAUCCUGACAACCAGUAUAUUCACGUUCUCCUGGCUCUGACUCUCCAAAAGACCCAGAAACAAGCUGAAGGAGAUAAGCUAGUCGAAGAGGCCUUGAAGAAAACGCCGUGCCCGACAGACGUCCUCUGCAGCGCAGCCAAAUAUUACCGAAAUAAAGGUACUCUGGACACGGCUAUCGAAUUACUUAAAAAGGCUUUAGAAUCGGUACCGAACAACGUCUAUCAACAUCUGCAGAUCGGAUGCUGCUACAGAGCAAAAAUCCGGCAAAUACAGAGGUCAAGGAGGUAUACCACGAAGGAGAAUGAAGAAGAGCUGCAGAAGAUGACGAGACACGCGGUGGAUCACUUUAAGAGAGUUGUCGAGUUGAAUAUUAACCUUCCCCGCGCCUGCUCAGACCUUGCCUGCCUCUAUGCCAUCAUGGGCCAGUAUGAUAAGGCGGAGUAUUACUUCCAGAAAGAAUUCAGUAAGGAUCUGCCUCCAGCGGAAAGACAAGUCCUCCACCUGCGCUAUGGAAACUUCCAGCAGUACCAGCAGCAGCGUGAUGACACCGCCAUCAGCCACUACCUGCAGGGCUUGAACAUCAAUGGGACAGUGACCGAGAAGGAAAAGCUGAUCGUCAACCUAAGAAAAAUUGCCCACAAGCGACUCUCUGAAAACACCUUCGAUGCUGUGGGUUGGCAACUCUCCAGGUUCAUUCGCGAGCUGAAUAGAAAGGGGCACCCGUGGGACAGUCCGCCCCCAGAGGCCGCCCUGCGGGCUGAGAAGGGCAGCGAGGAAAUGACAGGGGGCGCGGGUGGGGCCCACCACCCAGAGGAGUGGAAGGCCCUAGAGAGAGCCUGUAACCAGUCUUCAGGGCUUCCGAGAGAGAAGAGACAGAGCGAGAAUGAGACAGAGGGGUAGGAGGCCUGGCGAGGUGGUCACAAAGGGGAGGGAAACGGGCACACAGAGAGACAGAGAAGCUGCAACUUGCAGGAGCUGGGCCAGAUGGCUGGGCUUUUCAUUUUGCUGUCUCUUUUUCCGGGUUCCCCAAAUUCUCUCAGCCAGACCUGAAAAUGCAGAAUCACUUUUCCUCUGUCCUAUAGAUAUUUUGAGCAAAAGCUCUUUUGAGGGCAAGCACUUGCUUUGGGACCGUGGGACUCUGCUUUAGUCUCAGUUUGCACCCCCCAGCUCUCACCCAGCACCUUGCACUCGGCCUCGCAUACAGUAGGCACUCAACACCGCUGACAGAACAAGAGAAGACAACAUCACUGAGGCCUGGUCCUCCUUCCUUGCUCCUUCUGCUCCCAAAUGAAUUCCGUACAAACCAAAAAUUUAAAUGUUUAAAAAAUAGAAAUCACAAAAUUUCUACAGGAAUUCUUGAGAGGAUUUUUUAAAUCACAGGUCUGGAAGUUGUGAGUAUGAAACAAAACACGAAAGGGCAAAAGCAUUAAGAAAUUCAACCACAUUAAAACACGCUUCCUAGAGGAGGGACCUCCGGAAAGUUGAAAGAUCAAUGACAGACUUAAAAAUACGGUUUUAGUACAUUACCAGGUAAAGGAUUAACUUCCUUAAUGAUGAAACAGAUCCUUUGGACAAAUGGGCAAAGGUCAGGAAAUUAAAAUGGCUUAAACACGUGAAAUGAUUGUCAAUGUUGCUCUUAUUAAGAGCAAAGCAAACCAACACUAUUAAGAGAGGUCAUCUCAGGUCAACCAAAGAAACACCUUUCAAGAAAAGGGUACUAACAAGGAUGUGGGGAAACAGCCUCCAUCAUGCAUCGCCAUUGAGAUUAUAAAUCGUGUAGAUGGACGGCAUUUGUUGAUGGCAAUUUGGCAUUCGUGAAUCUUCACCCCAGCAAUUCCACUCAUUAAUCUAUCCUGCAUUUGCAUAUGCAUGCAAAGUCAUGAUUAAAGAUACUCAUGAAGCUUUGUUUAUAAUAACAAAGGACUGACAACAACUCAAAGGUCCAUCACUAGGGGACUCAUUAAUUCAAUUUUCAUAUUUCAUACACAGAACAGCAUGCAGCUAUUGUAAAAACUAAUAAGGUAGUUCUAAAUGUAAAAAUAUAGAACACUAUCUCUGAGAUAUAUUAAAAAAUAAAGAAUAAAAGUGCAGAAGAGUGUAUACAGCGUGCUAACAUUGUUCAAAGGAAGGGGAGAAGGAGGAAGAAAAGCAUAUCACAUUAUGCAUAGACUAUUUGGAAAAGGAUAUAUUUCCUCUAGGGUAGCCUCCAGAGAAGGAACGGGCUGUCUGGGAGUCCAUAUGGGAGGAAGACAUAUAUUUCAACUGCAUAGAUUUUUAAAUUUUGAAUUUGAUACCCAGAGCAUAUAUCACAUUGUCAAAAAAAGUAUGCAACAGAACAAAUUCAAAA